CUAGUCUAGAACCUGAAAACUUAGUGUCGGCCCAGUAGGCAGAUACCUAGAGAUAAGUCCCUUCCCCUUCUUGUCCAGACUCUGAACUGCCAACCCCACAGUCAGGGCAUAACCAUCAAAGGCGCUUCUCGCUCUUCCCCAUGUCGCGAGUUUCACUUCCUCAACUCGUCUGAAAUUUGAAGCCCUUCUUCCUCCUCUCCAACCAACCUAAACUCUUCCAUGCCCGUCUCCAGCAUUCCCGAACCCCGCGAAUCUCUUCAGCCAAAUGCCUCCCGCUCAGUUGGUUCUUUUGCCGUGCCGAGGGUCGUGUAAAUGCCGACGAUAAACACAACGUUUCCUGGACCGGACGACCAUGUUCCACUCCUUUGACAGCCGCCGCAGUUCCUCAGGCUCGCGCGCGUGCUCCCCAAAACCCUCACGGAAGGUUAACCGCUCAUGCCAGGAAUGCACGAGACGCAAAGUCAAGUGCGACGGUGGACAUCCCUGUGCAAGCUGCCAGUACUACAAAGUUGCAGACUCGUGCGAGUACAGGCAGCGGAGCAGACGACAUGUCGUCAGCAGAAGUACUCUUGAAAAGACCACAGAGCAACUCCGGGCCCAGUCCAGUGUGCUGCAGGAACUCUUUUCUGGAGUUCCCGUGGACGACCUGGUAGGCAAGAAUCGAGCAGAGUUGCUCGCCCUGCUGCCGCGAGAGUCUCUCAUUGAUGUACGAUUCACCGCUCCACAAGCCGAUCCGUCACCGGUUAGUAUUCCAGCUGCCGACAAGGAUGACGAGGUUGAUGGCUAUGAUGGUUUGACACAGAAUUCUGAGAAUGGAGAGGCUGCAGACGACAGAUACUUUGAGGAGCCCACUCAAGAGCCGGCAACCCUGGGCUUUGGCGACGAUAUCAACGCCAUUAGUCUCGCAACAGACCAACACCGCCACCCUUUUCUCGGUGUGACAUCCAUGAGUGCCGUUCUCGAGGCGAUAUUUCGUCUCUGUCCUGCCGCCAAAGAACACACUGCUCGGAGAGCAAAGACGUGGAACGUUCUCCAUUGCCCAUCCCACCUGCUUCCGUCUUUGUCUCUCGUCAGCACGAACGCAGGCUUGAAUCAUCUGCGGGAACAGCGCUAUAUCGACUUUUACUUUGACCACAUCCAUUCAAUAAACCCGAUUCUCCAUGAAGACGAUUUCAGACGCGAACUAGCCGCAGGGAUACGUCUCGAUGGCUCUUGGCUGGCCCUAGUCAAUAUGGUCUUCGCCUUGGGCUCCAUCGCCUCCGGCAGCGACUUUCUCCACGUCCAAUACUACAAACAGGCCCGCGCCCACCUCGACCUUGACUCCUUCGGCUCUGGCAACAUGGAAAGCCUACAAGCUUUCUGCCUGCUCGGGGGCUACUACCUGCAUUAUCGAAACUCGCCAAACAUGGCAUAUGCCGUCCUGGGCGCCGCUCACCGUGUCGCGAUAGCCCUUGGACUACACCAGGAGCCCGCCCGCAGCCGCGCCAAGAUCGUCACAAAACACGACACCAACAUCUUACGCGCCGAAACGCGUAGGCGGACGUGGUGGAGCCUUUUCUGCCUCGACACGUGGGCGAGCCUGACCCUUGGCCGUCCAACAUGUGGCCUAUGGGAUAGCAGUACCAUGAACACCCUCUUACCCAAGCCCAUGUUCUCCGAUGACCACGUUGCAGCCUCGCUGCGAGCGAGCUGUCUGUUCUGCCACAUCUGCCACAAGAUCCAGCACCGUUUGGCACAGCCCGCGCGGUUAUCCGCCCCCGAGGCCAUCGCCUUUGACCGCGAGCUGGUGCAGUGGCACGAUUCUCUCCCUGACUACUAAACAUGUCCCCUGCCUGGGCUCCCAAUAGGUUCAUGGGUCAAUACACUCACGGGUCUCCCGUUAGUCAGCAACAUCC
Molecule: messenger RNA, 1895 nt
Organism: Colletotrichum godetiae
Lineage: Eukaryota; Fungi; Ascomycota; Sordariomycetes; Glomerellales; Glomerellaceae
Product: fungal-specific transcription factor domain-containing protein
Exons: 2
Coding region: 353-1819 (488 amino acids)
Biological process (GO): DNA-templated transcription; positive regulation of transcription from RNA polymerase II promoter by galactose
Cellular component (GO): nucleus
Molecular function (GO): DNA-binding transcription factor activity, RNA polymerase II-specific; RNA polymerase II cis-regulatory region sequence-specific DNA binding; zinc ion binding
Source: RefSeq, a predicted model, not a curated record